AAUAAGUGCACUGAAUCGAAAGUGGAAAAUAAAGUGAUCCGAAUUAACAAAUAUAAAAUCAGAACUUAACAUACAAUGUGCACUAAGUUACCAGUUGCUGGUACAUAUAAACUAUUAUAUUACGGAAAUUGACGGAAAUAGCCGAAAAGAUGGAGGAUACAACUAUAUAUUUUGACGAUGGAGAAGAUAAAAGUGACAUCAUGCUUCUGAUGUAUUUGAAAAUAAUCGCCUGUAUUUUGUCUGGAUGUGGCGUAAUUUUCAACACAACUAUAAUUUUUAUUUUGCUGUCAAUAAAGGGCUCUCUUAAAACGCAUUUGAAAUUCCUGCUGAGUCUGUCAAUAUGUGAUUUACUUACAGGCGUGCUACACAUAGCUCUGUACUUUAAACCGUACGUGUGCUUUUGGAACAUAAAGGAAAGUGUAAGGCUUAACUUCAAACCUGACACUCUAGUGUUGGUUCUAUCUAGUUUUUACCUGAUUGUACAAUUUGCAACACUGGGGACAAUGCUGUUAUUGUCGGCAGAUUUACUUAUAAAGGUCAGAUAUCCAUUGACAUACUGCCGGUUGCUGUCAAAAGGGAAGGGCAACGCAUUAACUGUGUGCUUAUGGCUUAUGGCAUUCAUUCCGGUCGGAUAUUUGAUUGUUAUCGUACAAAUAGAACAAAAUAAAAAUAGUUUCGUCCUCAAUGUACUAAACAUUGGUAAUGUGUUUCAGUUGCUUUCUAUAUUAUUCUUUGUUGUUAUUUUGACAUUUAGUAUCGUCUCUUAUUGUACAAUAAGGAGUUUUGUGCGUCGACAGCCUUCGUCUCAAGAUGACACCAGCAGGAAAGCUGCCGUUACUUUCCUUGCCCUUCUCUCCACAUAUUUUGUAUGCUUAUUACCAGUACUUUGGGCUGACGCAUUUUACGACCCAUACCGCAUGGUGUUAGUGAAAAUAUUGCUCCAGAUAUUGUAUGUAUUGAAUACAAUUUUUGAUCCAAUUAUAUAUGCUUUGAGGAUACCGGAAGUCCAGGGUGUAUUUAAUUGUGUAAGGAGAAGAUUUACAUCAGCAACCACUGUCAACACAAGUACGACCAGCCAGUCUUGACUUUACUGACUUAUCGGCCUACAUCCAUAGACAUAUAGCUUGUUUUGUAUCUUUGUUGCAACGGAAUCCACAUCGGAAAUAUGAAUUAUGUUUUAACUCUAGAUUGUCUUUGUUUGUUUGUUUUGUAUGAUUUUGACAAAAAUAUAUGCAAGUCUCCUCUUUAAUUCUCCACCAACACAAUAUUUCAAUAACUAUUGAAAAAAUCUGCAGCCAUCAAAUUUGAAAUUCUUUAUAAUGAAAACAAUAUAGAUAGGAUAUAAAUAUUUUAUAUAACUGACUCACGGAUAUACGGGAGGAUAGGGCAGUCGAAUAAAAACAUGCUAUUAUAUGGUUGGGAAGAAAAUGACAGCCUUCGCUAUAAGAUUAUCAAUUCUUGUGCUACCGAUAAUUUCAGGCAAAAUAAUUACAUAAUUUUGUAAUAAUAAUUCAUGUAUUAUAUAUAAUGUUUUAUAACAUUCGAAUUUGAUAUUGUGAAGUUGAAAUUGUGAAUUCACGAAGUUGUAAUUGUUAUGUUGAAAUCGUGAAUUCGUGAGAUUGAAAUCGUGAAUUCAUGAAAUUGAAAUCGUGAAUUCAUGAAGUUGAAAUUGUGAAUUCGUGAAGUUGAAAUCAUGAAUCAUAAAAAUGUGCAUGAAUCGUGAGGCGUGCUUCUUUAAAAGUAUGAAAAUUUCUAAACCUUUUGAUAUAAUAGUUAAGCAAACACUCAACUUUAUUAUCAUAAUAUGUUAAUAUUUUCAUAUUUAACAAAAAUGUUCCUACUUUUAAAAAAGAAAUUCUUGCCUUGGCUUGAUUAUUGAAUUAGAAUUGAAAAAGAAGUACCAUUAAUAAAAAUAUAGAUUACUUAUUUUUAAAAUAUAAAUGGUCAAAUUUUAGUGAAAGAUAGACCUUAAGACCAUACAGUAAGUAAACAUACACAUAGAAAAGGAAACGAUCUUUAUCCUUUCUUUCUUUUUCUUCUUCUUAUUUUCAUGAUGUAUUUAAUUUGUGGAAAAAAUAUCAAAAAUUAAAUGUUUAGA
Messenger RNA from Ruditapes philippinarum (Manila clam), 2098 nucleotides. RefSeq names its product adrenocorticotropic hormone receptor-like. The transcript has a single exon. Gene Ontology annotation, molecular function: G protein-coupled receptor activity. The record is from RefSeq and is a predicted model, not a curated record. Gene Ontology annotation, biological process: G protein-coupled receptor signaling pathway. Gene Ontology annotation, cellular component: membrane. Bases 150 to 1085 code for a protein of 311 amino acids. NCBI's taxonomy places the organism in Eukaryota, Metazoa, Mollusca, Bivalvia, Venerida, Veneridae.